AUGGUCACAGCAGUAACAAAUGCAACGGGAAAUUUGGCUGGUGAUAAACUGAGGUGCUUGUACACGAAUGCCCAAAGCCUCAUAUCGGAACUAGACGAACUAAAACUUUGCCUUGCUGAGCUGUCUCCAGAUGUUUUAGCAGUAACUGAGACCUGGCUGUCUGGGAAUAUUAGCGAUAGCCAAGUAGCCUUGCCUGGAUACCAAAUUUAUCGGAGGGACAGGGAACAUCGUCAGGGUGGUGGUAUCGUUGUGUAUGUGAAUGAAGGUAUGGCAGUGUCGGAUAACACCACCAAGUUUGCGUGCAGUACGGAAGCUAUCUGGUUGAUCAUCAAGGCUACCGGUUCCCCGUGUCUCGAUGUCCUCACUGUCUACCGACCACCUAGGACAGACCGAAUCGCCGACAUUCAACUAUUGGAGCAGUUGGAGAAAUUUUCCAGUCGACCUAACAUCAUGAUCAUGGGCGACUUCAACGCACCAGGAACAAACUGGAAUACCCUCCAAGCGUCAAGUCCAAAAUCGGCAUUCGAUUACCGCCUGUUGAGCAAAACAUUAAAUGCGUGCCUCAUACAACAUGUAAUGUUUCCAACGAGAGCACGUGAAGGACAAAGGGCAAACUGCCUGGAUCUGGUCUUUACGAAAACACCAGACAGCAUAGACGAGAUCGCCUCCAUGCCGCCCCUUGGCCGAAGUGACCACGUAGUGCUUAUGUGGGAUUAUUCGUUAUUCUCCAUUUCACAUACUCCAGACCACAGAAGACUUAAUGUUUGGCGGGGCGACUUCAAUCAGAUGAGGGCAGACUUAUCCGGUCUUGACUGGGGCUCAUUGUCUACGGGAAGUGCCAACGAUGACUGGGAGCUGUUCAAGAAUGUCCUUCUGCAGCUCAUCAACAACCACUGCCCACUGACUAGUGUAAGACUGAACAAACGUCCUGGGUGGCUAAAUAGCAACCUUAAGAAAGACAUCAACAGGAAGCACAAAUUGUGGAGAAAAUACUGCGUCACUAGACAAGCUGAAUGCUUCAACAUCUACAAGACACACAGGAACAAACUAAAAAAGCUGAUCAUAAAGACACUGCGGGAAUUCGAGAAGAACUUGCUACAAAAAGCGACGCAGAACACAAAAUUGCUCUACAGCUACCUCCGACGAACUAAAAGGAACAGGCACCAAAUCCCCUUGAUAAAGACUACUGAUGGCGUUGAGAUCGCUGGUAGUAGGGAUAAAGCUGCGUAUUUUUCACGGUUUUUCCAAUCAGUCUACACAAACGAGGCAAGGUUCCUUCCUCCCUCCACAGAAGAACCGCCGACUCCAAGCGUCAGCGAUAUACUUUUCUCAGAAGGCAUUAUCCGAAGAGAAUUAGAGGCAUUGAACGAAUCGAAGUCGCCAGGACCAGACGAGAUUCCAUCCAAGCUUCUCAAGGAACUUGCCACUGAGCUUUCUGAGCCUUUGUCGAUGCUCUUUCAAACGUCAUUUGACACUGGAACACUUCCUAACUAUUGGAAGCUGGCGCAUAUUACUCCGCUACACAAAGGAGGCAACAGGGCAGCGACGACAAAUUACCGGCCCAUAAGCUUGACAUGCAUUCUCUGCAAAGUUAUGGAAAGGAUCAUGGAGAGUGAACUGAUGCAAUUCCUGGAAGUUCACGGCCUGCUAUUGAAAUGCCAACAUGGGUAUCGGAAAGGAAGGUUCUGCAAGAAAAACUUGCUACAAUCUCUCCAGAGCUGCACCCGAGCUCUCGACGACAGGCACGCGGUCCACAUAGCCUUCAUCGACUUACAGAAGGCGUUCGACACUGUGCCACACCAAAGGCUCUUACAUAAGCUGAAAAAAAUAGGGAUCGGUGGCAACUUCCUUAAAUGGAUCAAAAACUUCCUUGUGGGUCGACAGCAGGUUGUGUGCGUCGGUCGGGGAAAAUCAGAUCCGGCUAUGGUCGAUAGUGGUGUCCCCCAGGGUUCAGUUCUGGGACCCAUUUUGUUCCUUAUCUACGUGGACGAUGCCGCAAGAGAUGUAGACUGUGAAGUAGCAAUGAUUGCGGAUGGCAUGAAGAUAUGGAUUGUAAUUUGGGGUCCUGCCGACGAUGACAGACUGCAAAUAAACCGGAGUCGGUUGGAGGAGUGGUCAAGCAGUUGGCUCCUGCGGUCCAACGUUGCCAAAUGUAGCAUACUUCUCCUAGGCAACACAGCUAGAUCCGCCAGCACAAGAGACUACUUUCUGGGCGGUGCAGCCCUACAAGAGGUCGAAGCCCAAAGGAACCUUGGUGUGCUUACGACGAGUUCCCUAAAACCAUCCGCCCACUUUUCGAGAGUGGCAAAAAGCGCAAUGUCCGUACUGUACGCCAUCAAGCGUGCGUAUAUGGACUUUGACGAAGAAGCUUUCUCUAAGACAUUCGGAACAUUCGUCCUGCCGCAUUUAGAGUACGGCAUACAAGCUUGGAGGCCGUGGGCUGUUGAGGAUCAAAACUGCCUCGAAAGAGUCCAGAGGAGGGCCACGAAGAUGGUUAGGGGUCAAAGCUCCUUUCCUUAUGCAACCCGCCUAGUAAAUCUGAACCUCUUUCCUUUGAGUUACAGGCAACUUCGCGGAGAUCUCUUGCAAGCCUUCCACAUUGUAAAGGGGUUGGUUUGCAGUCUGGCCUUCGAAGACUUUUUUGAAUUUGCUACCACGACCAACCUCCGAGGUCACCCGUAA
Spirometra erinaceieuropaei is the source of this 2682-nucleotide messenger RNA. NCBI's taxonomy places the organism in Eukaryota, Metazoa, Platyhelminthes, Cestoda, Diphyllobothriidea, Diphyllobothriidae. The record is from the annotation of a GenBank genome assembly.